AUGUCUUCAACAAUUUCAUCGACAGGUUUUGACAUUUCUGCUUGCGAUACGAGCAACACCGAUAUCUCUGGUAGUUAUUCUUCAACUUGUAACUUAACGACGAAUACUUGGAACACUACGAUGUUGCCAGAACCUUCCUACUAUCCAAUUUACUACCGAGUAAUUGGCACUACAUUUCAAGGUUUAAUCUUCCUGAUUGGCGUGCUUGGUAACAUUAUGGUUGUAAUAGUUGUAACCAAUACCCGUAGUAUGCUGACCCCUACCAACUGUUAUCUUGUCAGUUUGUCUAUAGCUGACCUAAUGGUCCUCAUAGCUUCUGUACCCAACGAGGUCUUGUCUUACUUUCUUCUAGGAGAUGAGUGGAUCUGGGGUCGAGCUGGUUGUAUUAUUUUCAUCUUUCUUCAAUAUUUAGGGAUCAAUGCUUCGUCGUUGUCCAUCACAGCUUUCACAAUAGAACGGUACAUCGCCAUCUGCCAUCCCAUGAAGGCCCAGAUGGUUUGCACCGUCAACAGAGCCAAGAAGAUUAUAAUCGGUGUUUGGGUGUUCGCUUGUCUCUACUGCUCUCCUUGGCUUUUCCUAACAAAAACAGUUCCCAUUUACUACAAAGGCCACGCAGAUGUGGAAACCUGCACCUUUGCUCUUUCAAGAGAACAUUACCUGGGCUAUUUCUUUGCGGAUCUGAUGCUUUUCUAUAUUUUCCCGCUGCUUCUGUCUUGUAUGCUAUAUGGACUAAUAGCAAGGAUCCUCUUCACCAGUGAGAUUCCCAGAAACAUGGUUAAAGGAGGAAACUCUCCAGGAGAUUCCGUAAAAAGCAGCAAUCCAAGCACCAGAGUGCAGGUGGUGAAAAUGCUUGCUGUUGUAGUGGCUCUCUUUGCAACACUGUGGUUACCCUACCGAGCUCUAGUCGUAUACAAUUCCUUCGCUGUCCACCGCUACAUGGAGCCCUGGUUCCUGAUGUUCUGUAAAACCAUGAUUUUCAUUAAUAGUGCUAUCAACCCUAUCCUAUACAACGCUAUGUCUAUCAAGUUUCGACGAGCCUUCAAGAGGACCUUAUCUUGUUGUCAGAGGCAGCAGUGUCGUCGUGGGCCGUACUUUAGUGAUGUAGUGUCUAGUCGAUUCCUUCCAAGUACCUUAAACAUGGCCGAAGCGUCUUGCAGAAUGGAAAAGCAACAACAAGUUUAA
Molecule: messenger RNA, 1182 nt
Organism: Limulus polyphemus (Atlantic horseshoe crab)
Lineage: Eukaryota; Metazoa; Arthropoda; Merostomata; Xiphosura; Limulidae
Product: thyrotropin-releasing hormone receptor-like
Exons: 2
Coding region: 1-1182 (393 amino acids)
Biological process (GO): G protein-coupled receptor signaling pathway
Cellular component (GO): membrane
Molecular function (GO): thyrotropin-releasing hormone receptor activity
Source: RefSeq, a predicted model, not a curated record